AUGAACUCGCAGCCAGAUGAAGGUGUUCUGGGCAAGGAGGGGUCCAGCGGGCAGCUUUGUGCAGACUGCCAAGAAUGCCUUGACCUCCAUGUGGCAUGCGAGCGCGACCAUACGGUGUGCGUGCGGAAGCUGCUUGCCUACGGUGUUGACAAGGAAACGAGAGAUGACAAAUGCGGGACCCCGCUGAUGACGGCGGCCAAGUGUGGCAGCACAGGGUGCUUCCGGGAGCUCCUGGCGGCGGGCGCCGACAAGGAGGCCAAGGACACCAACGGCCGGACGCCGCUGAUGUUGGCGGCAUCAAAGGGCCACGCGGAGGUCGUCGGAGCGCUCCUGGCGGCAGGGGCUGAGAAGGAGGCCAAGAACAACAACGGCCGGACGCCGCUGAUGUUGGCAGCACACUUCGCCAACACCAAUCUCGUCGGAGCGCUCCUGGCGGCUGGGGCUGAGAAGGAGGCCAAGGACGAGGACGGCCGGACGCCGCUGAUUUUCGCGGCAGAAAGAGGCCACGCGGAGGCUGUCGGAGCGCUCCUGGCCGCGGGGGCUGAGAAGGAGGCCAAGGACAAGGACGGCAGAACCCCGCUGAUGUUCGCGGCAUACAGCGGCCACGCGGAGGUCGUCGGAGCGCUCCUGGCGGCGGGGGCGGAGAAGGCGCGGCUGGGGGCUUCCCGUUAG
Messenger RNA from Symbiodinium natans, 672 nucleotides. The record is from the annotation of a GenBank genome assembly. NCBI's taxonomy places the organism in Eukaryota, Dinophyceae, Suessiales, Symbiodiniaceae.